GCCACCAACGGUAUGUAGCAACAUGUUCAAAGGGUCUUUUCGCCAGUCUUCCACUUUCUUUUUUCCUCUUCUAUUUUCCGUCGCGCUACAAUUGACCAAUUGAGCUCACUCCAGAAGGCAAUUGAAGUGCAACGUGCAACAUCCAACAGCCCCAGGUCAAUUGAUAACAACCCAAGUGAGAAUCUCGACGAGAUCCAUAUUGUGGUGGUAGCUUUUCUGAGAUCGACAGCAACACAAUAGACAACUUUUGGUAGUUAGUAAAGGUCCUCUUCGUCCCUAUCCAUCCAGCCACUUGCUUUGUAGCCAUCAUCAUCCAUCAUCAUCCAUCAUGGACUUUCGCCUUCGACUCCCCGCUGAUCAUGUGUAUCUCAAUGAUGACGAGACUUGUAUCUCAUCAGUCACCGGUUUCUUCUACGAUCAUAGCGUUUCGGAGUAUGUGCCUUCUCGUGAUGGCGUGACUCCUUCCUCUUCUAAUAAUAAGCACAACAACUAUUAUGCUGCUGCCAAGGAACGGGAGGAUCGACAGUAUGGGCGUAGGCGAAGUAGUAAGCAUAACAAUAAUGAUCCAAUGGACAAUAGCAGCGGCAACAGUGGACCUCCUCAGAGACCAAGGCGGUUCAGCGACAGGAGCGGUCCUCCCCAGAGACCCAGGCGGUACUCGGAAUCAUCGCGCGACAACAAUGGCCCUCCUCAAAUACCCGAGCGCUGCUUGAGUGUGUGCAGUGGAAUGGAACCAAGUAUUAGUGAGCAGUACAACUAUUAUCACGAUCGGGCCACAACAACAACAACAACUGCUACAAUGUUGACCAACAUUCAAGGAGACAGCGGCCUCUUUACGGAAUCCGAGUACUAUCAUGAUCGGGCCACAACAACCAUCAUCCCCAGAGGAGACAGUGGCCACUUUACUAAUACGACCCAUAGCAAAGCGUCGGAUGCUACAGCGGCACGACGUUCGUGGACGGACGAUGUCUUUUGCCAUAGCCCUCCCAGAAAGCCCACGAGAGAAAACAGCACCAGCAAAGAGGAGAGUGAAUACGAACAGCAGCAGCAGCAGCAGCAAGAACCAAACAACGUCGAAACAAUCCCCGAACUGAACAUACCCCACCUUACCCGACUCGGGACAGGCGAACAACCAACAGCAACCGCCAACAAACGACUCGCGUUCGCAGAGACCAAAAUGGUGGGACGGGAGAUCCAAUCGAGCUUGCUGGCAGAGUCACUGCAAAACCACGCCAAACGGGCCAUGAUGAGAUCGCAUGUGGUACAAAUACACGGGGAAUCGGGGACAGGGAAAACGAGGCUGGCCCAAAGCAUCCAGUCCACCAGCGUCUUUCGAUCCCUCGACAAUCCACUCUUUGUCCACGGGAAGUUCGACAUGCUGCACCGGGACGUUCCGUAUGCGGGAAUCGUUGCGGCAUUGGAGGUACUUGCAGAACGCAUCCUGCAACUGGAUAACGAACAAGACAGCCUACCGCUGCGAUCCCAAUCACUAGCCAACAAACUCGUCGCUGCGAUUGAUACCGAAGAGCUGGUGCUCCUGAUAAAACUCGUGCCUCUUUUGGGCAUCAUCCUUGGGAUCGACCCACGUGAUCAUCCGCAAACGAGUGUCGGCAACAACGACAAUGACAUGUUUAUUGACCGAACGAAGACUCGGUUUCGAGAAGCCAUCCGUCGAUUUCUAUGCGUCGUUUGUCAAAGCUUUUCCACCGUGGUGUUUCUGUUGGAUGACCUACAAUUUGCCGAUGACGAAUCCCUGGCUCUGCUUCAGGGCAUGCUGGAACCACAACAAGAAUACAGUCUGCUUUGCAUCGUCGUUUACAGAUCCAGCGAACUUCACGAGAGCCUUCAAAAGACACUGGCACACUGGGAACACCAAAGUGCCACCGGCAGAAUAGACCUGACGCAAAUACCACUGAGCCAUCUCUCCAAACGAUCCGUGCAUCUCUACAUGCAAGACCUACUGGAUGUUGCGCCUGACGAGGCAGCCAACCUAGAUGCGUUGGCAUCUAUUUGCCACCAACGGACAGGGGGAAAUCCAUUCUUUUUAAACAGCUUCUUGACCAUGCUGACAUGCUACGGGCAUCUCUCCUAUGAUCUCGACCAACACAAGUGGACUUGGGAUGCACAACAAGUUGACAUCAAGACUCAGUCCACAACAAGGAAUGCCGUCGAGCUCCAGUUGGCGCAAAUGACCACAUUGGGCAGUCAAUCCAGUCUAGAGAUUCUGAGGCUGGCGGCUUGUCUGGGUUCCACAUGCAAGGAGUCGGUUCUCCACGCGCUUUGGUUCCAGUUGUUUGGACAGCGGUACCAGUGUGACCAGGAUACCUUGGAGCAAGUCUUCAAAACCAGUCUCGAUCUUUUGUGCAGUGAAGGUUUCUGGCACAAGCACAAAGACUUGAUACCGGUGUACCAAUGGAAUCAUGACCAGAUUCGCUCAGGGGCCAUGUUGCUCACACCUGAAAAGGACCGAAAUGAGUUUCAGUGCCAAGUGGGUGAAGCAUUGGCAACUCAUUUGAAGUCUGGUGACCUCGAGUCCAUGAUUUUUGUUGUGGCGCAUCUAGUCAAUCCGGGAUUCGACACAAAUGACAAACAGAGACAACUGCAGUUUGCCAGGCUCAAUUUGCUGGCAAGCCAACACGCAACAACUAUUGCCGCGUUUACCAAUGCAAAGAUGUUUGCAGCAAAGGGGCUGUCAUUUUUGCCCGAGGAUAAGUGGGUCCAGUCCAAUGAUCUUUGCCAUGAGCUCUUCACAUGUCUUAUUCGGGCAGAACGAGUAUGUGGUGAUAUAUCAUCCAUGGAGAAACACUGUCAAGAAUUGAUUGAAGCACAAACGGACAAGCCAAUAAGCACAAGACUAGGUGCAACCAUCAAUCUCUGCUAUGGAGGAUUCUAUUCCAGCCCAGCGCUGGGUAGCAGGAGGGAGUCACUUGAGGUUGGGAUUACCGCCCUGGAAGAACUUGGUUGUGCCUUCCCAAGAAACCAAAUCACUACUGGGGCCAAGACUAUGGCUUGCAUGACACACCUCAAGAAAGUUCGGAACAAGCUUGCAAAGGCUGAUGGGGAUCUGAAAUUGGAUAAGAUGAUUGACCCCCCAAAGAACAUUCGGGAAACUUGCAAGCUGCUCUUUGCUCUUAUGCCUCUUUCUGAGCUAUGCAAUGAUGCAAGAUUCCCUUUGAUCGUUGGGCGACUGGUUGAGUACACACUGCAGUAUGGCAUCUCUAUUUAUGCACCAUCUGCCUUUGCUGCAGCAGCACCAAUGUUCACAGGGCCUUUGAAUGACUUGAAGGGGGGAGCCUUGUUUGCCAAGUGUGCGCUCAAGUUGACGGAAAUGGUCAAGUACAGACCAAUCAUCCCUGGAACAAGGGUGAAAUCAUAUGGACAAGGGCUUGUGUGGACAACUCCUGCAUGUGAAGCCGCAACCCAGCUUCAACUUGCUCAUGAGUGUGGAGUUCGUGCUGGCGACCGUGGCUGCACAGAGCAGGCUGGAUGUGCUAGUACACUCUGUUCAUUUCUGGCAGGUUGUCCUCUUGGACAGAUGGUCAGCAACUGCCGCACCCAACUGCAGCUAGAAAGGGCAAGAACUGACUUUCAUGCGCACCAUGCAGAGUUCCAACUAAUGGCAUUCCUAUCAUUCCAAGGCAAGGACACCGAUGAGGUUGUGGAAAGCAUUAAUUCAUGGCCAAUUGGGGCUCCAAGUAAGGAUGACCCUACUAGUGACAAGAACCAUCUGUAUGUGUUUUGGACGAAGAAGCUUCUCAAUACAUACAUGGGAGACUUUGAUUUGUGUGCUGAGACUUCACUUGCACAGGGAGAAAGCAUCAAGAAGUCUUUUCCUGGAUCUCCCAUGUCCAUGAUGGAUCCAUUUCUUCGAGGUCUCUCAUGCUUGGUUGUAGCCCGAAGAAGUGGGAAGAAAUCGAUGCUGAAAGAAGGGAAGAGCAUGCUGGCAAUCAUAUCAGAUUGGGUGAAUCAGGGGAAUCCCAAUGUGGUCCACUAUGAGGCCAUCAUGAAGGCUGAGCUGAGUGCAAUAAAGAAAAAAAGCCGUGGGAAAGUCUUGGCCAAGUAUCAGAAUGCCGUUGACUUGGCCAAGCAGGUAGGCUGUAUGCAUGAUGCAGCCCUCUUCUAUGAAUGCUGGGGUUUGUACGCUCUUGAAUGCUUGGAAGCCCAUCCGGAAGCCAGUGCAUGUAUUCGGCAGUCAAUCCAACUGUUCAGUUCAUGGGGAGCAAACGGAAAGGUUCAGAAGAUGCAAUCCCAAUACUUUGAUCUACUUGGUGGUGGCAAUUCCUCCCCUGGCAAGGCGUCAAUGACAGCUUCAAACUUGAAUGAACGAAGUGGAAGUCCCACAUCAUCAAUGGACCUGUCCAUAGCCCACGACAACUGAUACUUAGUGCCUACAGGCACGUGAUACACAUAAGUAUGCAUAAGUGUAGCUAGAUUACACCUGCAUUUUUGAACUGGUGGGGCAUGGGAGCAGGUGGUGUUUGGACGGUUUCCAAAGUAGCUAGCUAGUUAGUAAGGAUCAAACCAUGCUUUACGAAAGGCUUUCCCCGAGCAACGCACGGUAUCGGAA
Seminavis robusta is the source of this 4567-nucleotide messenger RNA. NCBI's taxonomy places the organism in Eukaryota, Bacillariophyta, Bacillariophyceae, Naviculales, Naviculaceae. The record is from the annotation of a GenBank genome assembly.